Messenger RNA from Fukomys damarensis (Damara mole-rat), 5775 nucleotides. RefSeq names its product solute carrier family 30 member 7 (gene Slc30a7). Gene Ontology annotation, cellular component: Golgi apparatus; membrane. Bases 126 to 1259 code for a protein of 377 amino acids. Lineage: Eukaryota; Metazoa; Chordata; Mammalia; Rodentia; Bathyergidae. The record is from RefSeq and is a predicted model, not a curated record. The transcript is spliced from 11 exons. Gene Ontology annotation, biological process: intracellular zinc ion homeostasis; transmembrane transport; zinc ion transport. Gene Ontology annotation, molecular function: zinc ion transmembrane transporter activity.
CAGCUGCUUACGGCCGCAGUCAACCUCUGGGGGCUUCCGUCUGAGGCGUCACUACCGUCACUACCGUCAACCUACGGAGCCACUUCUAGAGAGGAGUAGGCCCGGCCCUUUGCCGGGCGGAGAAGAUGUUGCCUCUGUCCAUCAAGGAUGAUGAAUACAAACCACCCAAGUUCAAUCUGUUUGGCAAGAUCUCGGGCUGGUUUAGGUCUAUCCUGUCGGACGAGACGUCUCGGAACCUGUUUUUCUUCCUGUGCCUGAAUCUCUCUUUUGCUUUUGUGGAACUACUCUAUGGCAUCUGGAGCAACUGCUUGGGCUUGAUCUCCGACUCUUUUCACAUGUUUUUCGAUAGCACUGCCAUUUUGGCUGGAUUGGCAGCCUCUGUUAUUUCAAAAUGGAGAGAUAAUGAUGCAUUCUCCUAUGGGUAUGUUAGAGCAGAAGUUCUGGCUGGCUUUGUCAAUGGACUAUUUUUGAUCUUCACUGCUUUUUUUAUUUUCUCAGAAGGAGUUGAGAGAGCAUUAGCCCCACCAGAUGUACAUCAUGAGAGACUGCUGCUUGUUUCAAUUCUUGGAUUUGUGGUAAACCUAAUAGGAAUAUUUGUUUUCAAGCAUGGAGGUCAUGGACAUUCUCAUGGCUCUGGUCAUGGGCACAGCCAUUCCCUCUUCAAUGGUGCUCUCGAUCCUGCACAUGGCCACGGAGAUCUCUGCCAUAGCCAUGAAGUGAAACACGGUGCUGCUGCCCACAGCCACGAUCACGCUCACGGACAUGGCCACUUUCAUUCUCACGAUGGUCCCUCCUUAAAAGAAACAACUGGACCCAGCAGACAGAUUUUACAAGGUGUAUUUUUACACAUCCUAGCAGAUACACUUGGGAGUAUUGGUGUCAUUGCCUCUGCCAUCAUGAUGCAAAAUUUUGGUUUGAUGAUAGCAGAUCCUAUCUGUUCUAUCCUUAUAUCCAUACUUAUAGUUGUAAGUGUUAUUCCUCUUUUAAAAGAGUCUGUUGGAAUAUUAAUGCAGAGAACUCCUCCCAUGUUGGAAAAUACUUUGCCUCACUGCUAUCAGAGGGUGCAGGAGUUACAGGGAGUUUACAGUUUACAAGAACAACACUUCUGGACUUUAUGUUCCGAUGUUUAUGUUGGGACUGUAAAAUUAGUAGUAGCACCUGAUGCUGAUGCUAGGUGGAUUUUAAGCCAAACGCAUAAUAUUUUUACUCAGGCUGGAGUGAGACAGCUUUAUGUACAGAUUGACUUUGCUGCCAUGUAAUGAAUGAAAUUACUGUUUUUGGACCAAAUUCUUCUGGUACUGUACAGUCUAAAACAUUGUACCCAGCGCUUUAGAGAAAUCAUCAGAAUUCCUAGCACCAAGUAGACCAGGUAGUACUCUAUGGGAAAGUUGCAGCUAAGGGAUCACAACUAAGAAGUUAUCUCCUGGCCUUUUGGUCUUGUCUUUUGAGCUCUUCUCAAGCCAUUCCUCAUUCUGAUUUCUGAGGUUCUGGUUUUGUUCUAGGGUGUUGGUUUGUCCUUUUAUGGGGGAGGGAAGGAGAUUACAUGCCAAAUGUCCCAUCCCCUGAUCCCUGCUAGUGAGAAAUUCAAAUUGUGGGCCUCCAACCAUCUGGAAUGUCUUCACUGAAGCUGCUGGAAAUCACUGCUUUUAUUUCCACAAAACCAGUGUUCAUUACAAAAAAAGAAAAGAAAUGUAAAUCUGUUUUAUAUGUAAUGUCACGGUUGUUGACGUUCUUCAGUAUAAUCAUAUGUUUGUAAAAUUGUUUGUACCUUGCAAACUUAUGAACCAAACCAUAUUGGGUUUUCAAAGUGCCUUUGCAUCAGAAAAUGUAUUUGCCAGCAUAGAAUUGUAAAAUCAAAGGUUGUGUAUUUUUUUUAAAAUGGGUAUUCUGUAGUCUGUACAAAAUAAGACUCUUGCUAGUAUACAGAUUGUCUUUUUGUGUACUUCAGCAUAGGUGCAGGUAUAUGAAAAGUUUUUUAUUGUUUUAUCUCAUCAAAGAAGGUGUUACCUUGCUUUUAAAACAAAUUCAGUAAUCAUACUAAAUUAACUUUGUGAACUGUGUUUUCAAAACUUUACAAAUGCAUUUAUGGAAAAUUGUUUUGACCUAAAUUGCUAAAUUCCAAAUUUCUGUAAAAGCUCUGUGUAUAUGUUAAAUUUUUUUACAGCUCUCCUUGCCACCUUUAUACACUUUAUUAAGGACCAGAAGAGUCAUUGUAGACCGCAGGCAGAAAUGGUUGUGACAGUGUUAUUUUGUGUUUUCAUUCUUCAAAUGCCAAGUCAUACAGUAUGUUUUUUCUCUUUAAGCUUUACACAAAUACCAUUGCUUUCAGGAAUCCUAUGGCAGGAUUUGGUUGAGUUUGAACUCUUAACUGUGUGGAACAAAUGUGGUAAGGUAGAAACUCUUACCACAGAUAUCUUAGAAGUAAAUACAUAAAUUUAUUUUCUAUGUUCUUAUAUAUUUGAAAAAUAAAAUUGCAAUUUGAGAUGUCAAGUGCUUGAACACUCUACUUAAGUAUUCCUUGUGUUUUAUGAAAAGAUAUUUAUUUGGAUAUAUAUUUUCCCAGAGCAUAACACAGACCCUUUUUAAGUUUAAAAACUUAAAAUCGUUGAGGAAAAGGCCUUUCAGGGUAAAAAUGACUAAUUAUAGAUUUCAAUAAAAAGCACUUUUUUAGUAAGGUGGAAGAACUCACUGUUGAUUUUGCCUCAGUUUUAAAGUAUAUUUCUACCACUUCUGUCUUACAAUUUAUGAACUAUUCUAUCUAUAUAUGUAUAGAAAAUGACACCAUUUUCUUCAUGCUUUUAUGAACUACUGUGAAUUGCCAUGAAGUAUCCAUAGUCUCCUUUUUUAAAAAAUGAGAUAUUUUCAAAACUAUGUUUGCUCACUGCCUGGCCAUUCUAAAACUAAGAAUCUGUGCAGUGAAUUGUGUUUAAUUGGAAUAAAUGUUGAAGUCUUUUAGGAGGGAAAGUACAAAAGCACAUAUCCUGAUACUGGUAUUGCUUUUUCAUUACAAGUAAGUAGUCAUUUGGAAGUUUGAACCACUACCAAGUCUGAUAGAACUUUGGGAUAUUCUGUGGGUUUUGGCGUAUUACAGAAAAUGACAGGUUAGAUAGAGGCAGAGAUUUUGAAUGUGUGCCUUUACAAACUAAUUACAUGUAACUAUAUUGACAUUUCACAUAUGAAGAUAAUCGUUAUGCUCUGUAAAAUUUACUGGUGCAUCUUGAAGACCCAAUUCUGCCUUUCACUGAGCCCUCCAUUCCAAGUGAAGCUUGCCAAAAUAGGUUAUCACUUCAUUUAGCACAAAUCCAUGAAUUUUUUUCCUUGACAAGGCAUAGAGUGCUUGGUGUGACACUAAUUUUGCACAUAUUACCAAGAGAUUGCCAAGUUAUAUUAUUUAACACGUUGGCAUUAACAUUUAUGCUUUGCAAUUUACCUGUAUGUACAACAGGAAAACAAAAAUUAGUGAGGAAGAACAACUUUUCUCCCUGGAAAUACUUUGUCUUACCAUUGUUUUAGGCACAGAUGUAUCACUAACGUAGAUAUUUCACUGAGAAUCAUCACCUGAUAGUGGGUAUAAAUAAAUUUAGAAUGUUCCUAACAUUCACCUACCUCUUACAAAACAAAAUCUGUAUCUGAGUAUAAAUUUGCCAGUAUUUGAAAAGACAAAAUACCCUUGGAAAAAUAAUUGUGUUGUUCAUGGUAAGUUUACUGUAAACUUGCCCAAACAGAAAUAUACUGUUGUUUUUAAAAAAUCCAUUAUAUUGCUCUAAUUGAAGGGCUUACAUACGUGCAACGCACUCACUUUGCUCACUUUGCAUGCAUCUGUGUGAAGAACACUAUCUAGUUAUCUGUAGGUUGGUGUUCCUAGUGCCAUCAACAGUGCCAUUAGUAUGCAACAGUGUCUUAUAAGAUGUCACUGCUUCAGCAUUCUUUAAAGCCUACACAUAUAUGCCAAUAACCAAAAUACUGUGAUUUUUGUGCACCUCUCUAAAGCAGUCAGAUCAUUAACUCAAAAUGCUACUUGAAUAAGAAGUUACCUACUAGGGAGUGAGUUUUUACAUAACACACAGUGGGAUUUUUAAAGUACUAAUUGCAUAAUGGAAGACAUUUUGGCAAGGACCAUGCUUAGAAGAAGACAGUUCUCUCAGUUUACAGAUGAGAAAAUGGGAAGCCCAGAAAAGCUGUUGCUUACUCAAGGUCAUAGAGGUAAUCAAUCCGUGGUAAAGCGAAGGCUAAAAUUCAGCCCUUCUGACUCCAAGUCAAUACUAUAGUUUUUAUUGUGCUUUCUUUCCAAUGUAAUAGUCACCUUUCUGUAAAUGUGGAUUAAAUAUUGUUUGUAAAUAAAGGAUAUAUGACCUCCAUUUUUGGUACAUGAAGGCAUUUUAUAAAUGGGAUUUUUGUCUCAUUUUCAUAACUAAUUAUGAAGUUUAGAUUAAUUCCUUUUUAGUAUUGUUUUUUGAAUUUUUUAAACUUGUGAAGCCAGUUCCUGAUUUAAAUGAUAGAUAGUGGCAUUUGAUUUGUACAGUGGAUACUUUUAACACAUGGGUGAAUUGUUUUCUGUUAACUGCCCAAGUAUCAUAAGGACUGCUUUAGUUUCUGUAAUUUUUUAUAGUCUGUGAGGUGAUACUUUUUAGAAACCAGGCUAAUUCAUAGGUCCUAUCAUUUCAGUCUUGCAACGUGGCUUUUUUAUUAGGGGAAAGCUUUCUUACUCUUCAAAUUCUCAAACCUGUGCAAAAAUUGGUAUUAAAUAUUGUAUAGAACAAAUAUUUUAAUUCCAUAAAGGUCAAAGUUGCAUCAGAAUUCGAGAUGCCAAAACACUACUUCCAACUUUUCAGGCUAUUUCCUUAUUUUUUAAGUCACCAAUUUUGAACAAUUAUUUUCCAACUCACAAAAACCUUGAGAAAGGGAGACUUUUUUUAAUCCUUUGAAAAACAUUCAUUAAAAGUUUUAACAGUAGAAGAUUGUUUCAAGAUAUGAUUUCUGCCAGAAGCCUUGAUGAUUCAGAUCUUUACCAUAGAAUCAAGUCAAAGAUUCAAAGACAAUGAAGUUUUUAUCAAGUAAGUACUGGCAGAUAGGUACAAUUCUCUUUAACAGCUAAAUAGGUGGAACUUUUUCAUGAGUGCAUCUUGGGUUUAUGAUUACCCAUUUCUUGACUUCAAUUUUUUUUUUUACUUCAAAUUAUAUAUAACCUGUAUUAAGUAUGUGUCAUGGCUUUUUGCACAUUGCCACAUUUAAUCCUCACAUAUGUAUUAAGAAUUUUGUAGUUUUGCAUGAUUUUAUGAUUGACAGUAUUUCUGAAUAUAUUUUCUAAUUAUUAUAACAUCAUACAGGAGGAAGGAAUUCUUAUUCCCUUGUUAUGUCAAGAGAAUGUGAAAUUAUAUGCCUGAAGGAGAACUAGCCAGGGUAGGACACUGACUUAAAAAUCCAGUAAUUUUUCUGAUGACUAUUUUGUAUGUCAUUCAGCUAACUCAGUAGAGCAUUUGCCUACUAUGCACAAGGCCCUGGGUCCAACCCCCAAGGGCCACCAAAGUGGGGUGGUAUUUUCAAGAAGUUCUAACAGUUCUAAACACUCUCUCCUAGAAAACUGUGAACACUUAGCAAAAGACACAGGGGUAACAGUUGUUAUAACCUAUUUACACUCAUUUCUUCUUUGCACCCUUAAGCUUAUUUCCUACCUUUGCCAUUGUUCAGGGUAAAAAGACUAAUCAGAACUCCUUAUGCAUUAAAACCAUUUUUAAAGGGGUGGGGAUUUAGCUCAGUGGUUCCGCCGCCUGCCUG